AUGGCCAGCGCCGCUGCGCCUCCUCUGCCCGACCUGCGCCGUCUGGCAACGCUGCCAGAGAUCCUCACCGCCCUCUCCACGCUCCAGUCCCGCGAGUCUGACCUCACCACCUCGCUCUCCGACCUGCUCUCCGCUUACGAGCCCAUCUCCGAGUCCCUCGCCAGUCUGCAGUCACUGGCCCCGCAACUCGAUCUCAUCGCAGAGGAAACGCACCUUCUGGACUGCACCGUUUCGUACACCGCGCGCACCGCCCAAGAUGUCGGCGGCCGCGUCCAGCUGCUGGACGAGGAGAUGAAGCGAGUGCGCGAGGCCUCAGAACGGGUGGGGCAGAUCGUCGAGCUCAAGUCCUCUCUGGCCGCGCUGCACGCCUCCGUCGAGGAGCACGACUGGGAAUCCGCCACGCGCCACUGCGCCCGGGCGAUGUCCCUCCCGCUCGACGUGAUCUCGGGCCCGUUCGCGGAGACGGCGGUGCCGACGCCAGAGAGCCACCUGCCGCCCGCGCAGACGCUGCAGGCCGCCCGCGAGCACCUCCUCGCCGUCUUCCGGCGCGAGUUCGAGCGGGCGUCCGCGGCGCGCGACGCGGCGGCCACGAGCCGGUUCUUCAAGCUCUUCCCCGCGAUCGGCUGGGAGGCCGAGGGCCUGCAGGCGUACGCCUCGUUCGUCGUCGAGCUCGUCAAGGUCCGCGCGCCGCCGUCCGCGAAGACGUCGUCGCCGCUGUACUACAUCACCGCGCUCACCGCGCUCUUCGAGAGCAUCGCGAUGAUCGUGGACCAGCACCAGCCGGUGGUGGAAAAGUACUACGGGACGGGCAAGAUGGGCUCCGUGCUCGAGCGCCUGCUCCGCGAGGCGGACCGCGUCGUCGCGGACCUGCUCGAGGGGUGGGAGGAAGAGCGGGCGAUGAAGCGCAAGCUGUCGGACAUCUCCACCGCGCCCCCGCUCACGGCGUCGGUGCAGCGGCAGGCGUCCGCGGCGGCUGCGGCGGCGGCGGCGGUGGACGACGACGACGACUUGGUGGACCCGCGCGAGAUCGACAAGGUGCUAACGGAGGCGGCGGGCAUGGGGGGUCGGUGGGGGCUGUUCCGUAAGUUCAUGCACGACAGACUGAAGGACGAGUCGGACGGCGAGAACCAGGACGGCUACGGGCCUUCUGCCCCCCUCCGUGAGCAGCCGCAGAGCUCGUCGCCCGCGCCGCCCGCGCCUGACGGGGGUUCAGCGAACGGCGGGCAAGCACUGGACGAGUCGAAGUCUCACAAGGCCAUCGAGAACAUGCUGCUCACCUACUAUACGCCGAUGGAGGUGUGGUAUGCCCGCUCUGUGAUCGAGAAGGCUCACCGACUAUCGUCACACGACUUUACCCAAGUGCCGGUGACUACCACCACUCCUGAUGACGCCUUCUAUAUCUUGAAAACCGUGCUCGCCAGGAUGCUCACGACGGCUUCUCUUGCCACAGUUCAGCGUACUUCUGAGUCCUUACGAGACGUGAUGGAUAAGGACUACGCCCGGGUCAUCAAGCACAAGCUAGACAGCGUGUACAAGGGCGGGACUGCUGGGCCUGGUGCUCGGGGCGACAAGGUGGAACGCGAGAAUAGGCAGUCGUUCAUUAUUUUAUUGAACGAUCUGGACGUCUCCUCGUCACAUAUGGAAAGGCUCAUCAAGGACAUCCAGUCAUCGACCCUGAUACCACAGCACUUUAUGGACAUGGAGGCUGCGAAGGUGAAGGACAGUCUGGCGUUGUUCCUCAAUCUUGUUCCCAAAUACCGGUCAACGCUGAGGGUGACUGCUGCGCCCAGACUGCGGACAUUCAUUCCUGACAUCUACAAAGACGUCUCGUACAUCCUAGACGAUGACGGCUACGCGGCUGCGGAGUUGUCGGACACUGUCCGCAAACGGUUCAUCAAAGCCUGGGAGGCUCUAAUCGAUGGAUACAAGGACUUCUUUACAGAGAACAAUUUCCGCCUUUUCUUUGGACUCGCGCUCGACGUGCUUGUUCGACCAUGGGAGAAGUUCGUGGCAACCCUGAAGUACAGCGAAUUGGGUGCAAUCCGAUUCGACCAUGACCUACGAGCCAUCAUGGCCUACCUUUCAUCCCAAACUGUAUUUGGCGACAUCCGAGAGAAGUUUGUCAGGUUGCAGCAGAUAGGAACGGUGCUCAACCUGGACUCGGAGGAGGACGUGGACGAGUUCUACAACGGCUCUGGGAUCUCCUGGCAACUGAGCGAGCAGGAGGCACGAUCCGUAGCAAAUUUGAGGGUAUAA
Messenger RNA from Epithele typhae, 2256 nucleotides. RefSeq names its product COG4-domain-containing protein. The coding region runs from base 1 to 2256 and encodes 751 amino acids. The transcript has 12 exons. The record is from RefSeq and is a predicted model, not a curated record. NCBI's taxonomy places the organism in Eukaryota, Fungi, Basidiomycota, Agaricomycetes, Polyporales, Epitheliaceae.